ACAUGUCAGAACGAGGAGAAUUGACGUCAGUGAAGGUCGCUGAUUGGCUCUCAUGCGUAUCCGGUGGGGCAGCGGUCCAGGGCUCGGGGAAAAAAAAGAUCGAAGAGAGCAGAAGCUGCUAACGGUUACUGCUUUGACAAACACCACCCGUCCCGAGUCGCUGUCGCAGGGCUCGGUAGGAUUUCACGAUAUCUUAGGUCAUCGAGCUAGCUUGCGAUUGUCGUCAUGGCUUCUGGAAGCACGAGCAGCGAAGAGGAGAGGAGCCUGAGGGAGUGCGAGCAGUACGUGCAGAAACACAACAUUCAACAGCUGCUGAAAGACUGCAUUGUCCAGCUGUGCACCUCCCGGCCCGACCGGCCUAUGGCCUUCCUCCGGGAGUACUUUGAGAGGCUUGAGAAGGAGGAGGCCAAGCAGAUCCAGAACCAGCAGAAGGCCAGCAGUUCGCGCUCCGACUCCCGCGAUGAGGAGGUCUCCCCUCCCAUGAACCCCGUGGUGAAGGGCCGCAGGCGGCGGGGCGCCUUCAGCGCCGAGGUUUACACGGAAGAGGAUGCCGCUUCCUAUGUCAGGAAGGUGAUUCCGAAGGACUACAAGACAAUGGCGGCCUUAGCCAAAGCGAUUGAAAAGAAUGUGCUCUUCUCUCACCUGGACGACAAUGAGAGGAGUGACAUAUUCGACGCCAUGUUUCCUGUCACCUACAUCGCCGGGGAGACCGUUAUUUUGCAGGGCGACGAGGGUGACAAUUUCUACGUGAUUGACCAAGGGGAGAUGGAUGUGUACGUGAACAACGAAUGGGUGACGAGCAUCGGCGAAGGCGGCAGCUUUGGAGAGCUGGCGUUGAUAUACGGCACCCCGAGGGCCGCCACCGUCAGAGCCAAGACCAACGUCAAGCUGUGGGGCAUCGACAGAGACAGCUACAGGAGAAUACUCAUGGGAAGCACUUUGAGGAAGAGGAAGAUGUACGAGGAAUUCCUCAGGAAGGUCUCGAUUUUAGAGUCCCUGGACAAGUGGGAGCGACUGACCGUCGCCGACGCCCUGGAGCCGGUCCAGUUUGAGGACGGCCAGAAGAUUGUGGUGCAGGGAGAACCCGGAGAUGAGUUCUUCAUCAUUUUGGAGGGUUCCGCCGCGGUGUUGCAGCGUCGCUCGGAGAACGAAGAGUUUGUCGAAGUGGGAAGAUUAGGACCAUCGGACUACUUCGGUGAGAUCGCCCUGCUGAUGAACCGCCCCCGCGCCGCCACCGUGGUCGCCCGCGGCCCCCUCAAGUGCGUCAAGCUGGACCGGCCUCGCUUUGAGCGCGUCCUGGGCCCGUGUUCGGACAUCCUCAAACGCAACAUCCAACAGUACAACAGCUUCGUCUCGCUGUCGGUCUGAAGGGGGGCUCGCGUUACACCCCCCACCCCCCCACUCCCCCCUCCCAUCCCCCCUCUUUUGCUCCUUUCCGACCUCGGGUCCACCAACGCAAGUUGCUUUCCGCCACUUCCUGGCCUCUCCUUUUGCUUCUCCUCUUGAGUUCCCCCCCCCCUUUUCUUUUCCACCCCCGGGGGUGACUUUUAGCCGUUCACCAGCGCUUGUACCAGCUGCUGUAACGUUACCGUGUAGGCACAGUUGCAUCACGCUACCUACGUCAUCGAUCAGCCGGUUCCGCUUUGUUUUUUCCAAGAACGCAAAGCAACGUUUGUUUGGAGAUCUGGGCUCUGAAGGACAGGACAAUCAAAAAACCUCACAUUAGGAAUUAGUUACAGACGGAUGUCGCCCCCCCCACCCCCAACCCCCUCGAGUCCCGUUAGAGACACGCAACAGGAGCUCACGAGCAUAAGAGACGACGAAUGCACCAAAUGUCAGUCAGGCGUGACGGCUCGUUUUUGAAUCCUUUUUGGGUUUUUUUUGCUUUCCGAGCGGUAGGACGAGACAAUGUCAAGACGUUGAAAAAGUUUUGAGUUUUAGUGUGCAGCUUUGAGGCUGGUGCCAAAUGUUUAUUACACGGUGAGAUUAAAUGUUUGGAGCGUUAAAUAGGAUUUUUUUUUUCUCUCCCUCAAAACCUUUUUUGUCCUAAUCAGUAGAACACCUUGACUUGAAGAGAAAAAAUAUAUAUAAAGGGGAACCCCCACCCCCCACCCCCCAACAAAAGUAUUGUGUAUUUCAGUAUUCUGUUUUUUUAGUAUAAGCCAAAUAAAUUGGUCAUUUAUGCGCUAUGUUCUAGUUAAACGAUCCAUGACUCAAUGACUAUUAUUCUUCUUAAAUUUAUGGUUCGGAGUGAUGAUAAUCUUUAAAAAAGAAAAAAAAAGGUUUUCUCUGUCUUUUGUAAACACUUAUUUUUCCAUAAAUUCUAUUUUAGCUUUCCAGUGCCACAAAGUAAAUAAAUGCUUCUUGUCAAUCGACAA
This is a messenger RNA of Hippocampus zosterae (dwarf seahorse), 2378 nucleotides long. Its product is annotated as cAMP-dependent protein kinase type I-alpha regulatory subunit. Gene Ontology annotation, molecular function: cAMP-dependent protein kinase regulator activity. The transcript has 11 exons. Lineage: Eukaryota; Metazoa; Chordata; Actinopteri; Syngnathiformes; Syngnathidae. Bases 226 to 1368 code for a protein of 380 amino acids. Gene Ontology annotation, biological process: regulation of protein phosphorylation. Gene Ontology annotation, cellular component: cAMP-dependent protein kinase complex. The record is from RefSeq and is a predicted model, not a curated record.